AUGUCUUCUUAUUACAGAAGAGAGAGUAGUGAGAGAAGCACUGAGCGCCAACAGAUAAAUCGUAAGAAGAGUGAAAAAGAAUUUGAAUGGAAUAAUUAGUUAUAAACUUUAGAGAAUGAGCUUGAGGAGAAGAUUAAGAAAGAGAAAGAGAUGUGCUAUUAAAUUAAUAAUUUAAAGGAGGAUUUGGAAAAAAAAUUAAAAGAAUUAGAUGAAAAUUAGUCAUAGGUUAGUGAAAACAAUUCAACUUAACGCUUUUAAUCUCGCAAAAAUGUGUUUGGAACUUUUAAAUAAAAAACAAACACAGAUAAAAUGUCAUCACUUGCUUACACAGCAAGUACAAUAAAAAAGAAGCAAUCAUAAUCUCCUAUAAGAGACAUUGGCGGUGCUUCUACUUAUUCUAAAUAAAAAACUUACACAAAUUAAAGUCCUAGAAAUAAAACCCCUACAAAGUAAACAAAUAUAAAUUAUACUGAGUUAAAAACUCAUGUCUCGAGUAAAAGCUCUAACAAUAUAUUAUAAAGUUCAAAUUAAAAUAUUAAAAAUAAAAAUAUAAUGAUUAAUGUUAAUUAAAAUGGACUGGGAAGUAGCUUUGCUACUUAAGAAAGCAAAGAAAUAACUUAUGCUUAGAUAGCAGAAGAGCGAAUCAAAAGUGGUGAGAGAUUAAGGUCAAACUUGGAGUAGGAGAGAUAAAUUUUAAUACUUAAGCAAGCAAACGAAGUUUAAGAAAACGAAAUUAAGAGACUAAGAUCUAACAAAUAAAUAGAUUAAGAACGAUAUGAGGCAUUGUAAAAAGAGAAUAUUUCUAUUCUAUAAAAAUUGAAGGAGUUAGAAAUUAAAUACUAAGUGUAGAAUGAACGAAUUAAAGAUAUUGAAUGGGAGAAUAAUAAGUUAAUGGAUGAAGUUAAUAUCAAAGACGCUCGUGUCAAGUAAAUUAAAGAUAACGACUUCAAAGUUAAAGAAUAUUAGGAAAAAUAUGAAUUAAAAGUUUUAGAAAUUCAAGCUUUACAAAGGCAGAUUGACCAAAUAAAUGAAAAACAUUUGCAAUUUAAAUUGCAAAUGCAGUAAAGAGAUUCUGACAUAAAAAACGAAAUUAAGACAUCAGAAUUGAUAAUACAGCAGCAAGAGUCAUAAAUUCAAAAUUUAAAUGAAUAGAUUUUAGAACUACAAAAUUAGAACACUGCAAUUUUGAGAGAAUAACACACUACUACUUAAAUUGAAGAAGAUUGGAAAAAUGAAGUUUCGUGCCGUAUCUAAAAAGAAAAAGAAAUCGAAGACUUGCUUUAAGAAAUAAGAAAUAUAAAAGAAAAUAAUUAGAUAAAAGAGGUGCAGUAACAAGGAAAAAUGCUUCUUCUUUUUGCCGAAAACGAAAGACUUCAUCAGAUUAUAAUGAAUAUGCAAAUGGAAGUUAAAACACUUAAAGGAUAAGUUAGCUAAUAUUAGCAAAAUACAUUCAAUAUAUCGUUUAAUUCAGCUAAUAAGCCAAGUAUGACGUAAGGCAUUAAUGCUACUUAAGAAGAGCUUGAGAAAGUCAAGCUUCAUCUCUAAGUUAAACUCAAAGAAAAUGAGAACUUAAGGAACUAAAUUUCAAGUCUUGAGCAGUUGCCUUAAAUUGUAACUGAGCUUGAGAGAAAACUAAAGCUGCAAAUAUCAGAAAACAAAAGACUUACAUAAAUGAUAUAUGGCAGAUUAAAUGAUAAAUGGUGA
This is a messenger RNA of Tetrahymena thermophila SB210, 1704 nucleotides long. RefSeq lists its product as hypothetical. The transcript has a single exon. Lineage: Eukaryota; Ciliophora; Oligohymenophorea; Hymenostomatida; Tetrahymenidae. The record is from RefSeq and is a predicted model, not a curated record.